Hermetia illucens (black soldier fly) is the source of this 534-nucleotide messenger RNA. RefSeq lists its product as uncharacterized. The record is from RefSeq and is a predicted model, not a curated record. The transcript is spliced from 4 exons. Lineage: Eukaryota; Metazoa; Arthropoda; Insecta; Diptera; Stratiomyidae. The coding region runs from base 1 to 423 and encodes 140 amino acids.
AUGGGCACAACAAUAGGGAUAACUGGGGACACUGAAGAACAGUGCAAAGGAUUCGUCAUCGUCAUAACUGCUAUCGCGGCUGCCACUGCCAUCACCACCACAGUCGUCAUCAUCAUCAUCAUCAUGGUCAUUGCCAUGACGGACGGUGUGGUUGACACAGAUCCCCAGGAGAGAUCGCACAGUGAUCUCAGUGGGAAAACGGUGGCGAAGCCACGCAACGAGCACAGCGAAACCAACAGGGGAAUUAGGAGGCAAAUCUUCUGGAGGAACAAGCAGCCACACGCCCGAGAGGAGAAGCGAGUGAUCCUGCAGCAGACUCCGUGCCACGUGGAGAACAAGUCUUAUCAAGCUGGCCAAUGUUUGUUUUGCUACGGCGCAAAUGUGUGGAUGCAGAUGCCUAUUUGGGUUAAGAUAAUCAGAUGAAUCUGUCAUGAGUUAUCCUGACUACGCCAAAAGAACUUUUUUUGAGACGUCACAGGAGAUGACGUGUCAACGCCUUAUUUUUCAAUAUUUUUCUAUGAAAAUUUCACAAAC